CAAGGAGAAAAGAAUUCGAGCAACAGUGUCCGGCCUCCCUUUCAUGGCAAGGAGCAGGUUCCCAGGGGGAGGGGCAGGGCUUUGCACUGUUGUAGCUGAAGCUGGUUGCCUGUGGCUUCAUUUCCUAAGCCUUAGAUGUCAGAGCACUGCAGCCUCGGGAACACAGGAGAAAUCAAGGAACAGGAAGGAGUAGGAGAACGAGUUUAGUAGGGUCCUAGAACUCAGGCUGUGGAUUUAAGGCCUGUACUUGGCUGCUCUGUUCCUCAGAACCCCCUUACUGUCCCUUAAAGAACAAAAGAAGGAAAACGAAAUCCCAGGGAGCCAGGUUGUAGGAAAAUAAGGCAGAAAACGUAUGGUCAGAUCUGCAGCUUUUUGUUGAAGACUAGGGCACCCCCUGUCCAUCCAUGAGCCCAGCUCCCCCAGCAGGUUCCCCGCCAGGGGCAAUAGGCAGGAGGAGCGAUGCCAGGCUGGGGAAAGUCCUUGGCAAAGUACCCUUAAGGGCAUAAGUUUCCCCUCCACCUGGAGAAGGGGAGGUUUGGAAAAGCAAACCUAACCUGCAGACCUUACAAUACAAACAGUAAUGAUACUGGCAUAUGCCUAGAAUUCACCACUUAGGAACCUGAGGCAAAAGGAUCAUUUUGAGUUUGAUCCAAGCCUGGACUACAAAGUGGGAUCAAGUUCAGUCUUAAAUAGUGAGAACCGGUCUGAGACUGUAAAGCAUCAUGGCACACCCCAACUUAGGUGGCUGAGGCAGGAUCAGAAGUUCCAGCCCAGCCUAAACAAUUUAGGAUGGUCUCAUAAAAGGGCUGUGUCACAUGGUUCAGUAGUACAGGGUUCCUUGGAUUUGGUCCCCAGUGGAGUGGAGGCAGUUUAUAGGUGCAUUUCCAACCAAUCCCUUGGUGCUGUUCAGGCUACCUGGAAUCAGGCUUAGGAUGGGGGCUCCCUUCUCUCAAACAUGGGCACUUAGCAGACUCAGCAUGAGACCUAUGGAGAUGCAAGCCCUGAGAAUGAGUCCACAGGAGCUGCUUAGCCCAAGCCUGGAGUGAAAACUGGGUCUAGUUAGAGGGGCAAGGCUACUUUCCCAGAGUGGCCCCAAGAGGAAGGCCCUGGACUCCACUAGAGGCCCUGACCUCCAGAAGGCUGCAGAGCAGAUUGGAGGGACUUCCUUCUCUAACACUACAAGGGCAGGGGUCUCAAGGAGGAAAAUCGUGCUGAAGUUGGUGGGAGGCCACCGGCAUCCUCAUCCCUAGAGACAGCUAGCUUGGCCCAGGACCCAUCCCAUGAGGUGUACAGAAGAAGGGGUGGUGUCUCGGCUCCUGGGGCGCAAACCGGCCCAGGGGACAGGAAGCCGGGAUACCGGGGAUUGUCUUUUGCAACCGCAGCCCAGCCCCAGGCGGGGAGGAAGUUCUGCCGGGCGCUCCGCUGGUGCCUCCCUCAUACAUUGUCGAACAGGAAACAGGGCAGCGCGGAGGCCAGGUGGUGCAGGAAGGAAAGCAGGACUCCAAGCAGCGCGCGACCCCUGGACGAGUGGAAGCGAGGCCGACGUCCUGAGGGAAACGCAGCGGCUGCGAUGGCAGCGGAUGUCGAGGGCCAGGUGGACGUGCUGGUGGAACACUCCUUCGAGUACACCGGCCGAGACGGGCGCCACAUCGCCAUCCGACCUAAUGAGCGCUACCGUCUGCUGCACCGCAGCACGCCGCACUGGUGGCGCGUGAGGCGCGAGCCCGGCGGCCGCCCCUUCUACCUGCCUGCCCAGUAUGUGCGUGAGCUGCCAGCACUCGGCAGCCCAGCCCUACCAGCCCGCACCCCCCGGCUCCUGAGCGUUCCUGGCCUUCCUGCCCGCCUGUACACGCGGCCCGUGACACUCGUACGCCCUGCGCAUUCCCUGGAUGACCUGGCACGUGCCACUGCGCCCUCUGGGAUCCCCCUCAAGGGUGCGCGCCACAUCAAGGCCUGCAGCGUGGCAGGCUCCUGGGUGUGUCCGCGGCCCCUGGCACGCAGCGGCUCUGAGGAUGUCAACGAGGCUGCCACGGAGGGGAUCCCGGAGCAGGUGGACGCGCCCGCCGACCCCGUGUACGUAAACGUGGGGAGACCUCUGGCCCGGUCGCCACGCGCGUCCGCCGCCCCUCGGCCCGACCCCGCGUGGGAGGCGUGGGAAGAGCACACGGACGCGGGCAGCGGGCGCCGCUACUAUUAUAACCGCGACACGGGCGCCACCACGUGGGAGCCGCCCGGCGAGGCCAGCCCGGCCGCUUCCCCGACCUCGGCCGGCAGUCGCGAGAGCCUGGAGAGCGAGUGGGACCAGUACUGGGAUGAGGAUAGCCGCAGGGUAUUCUUCUACAACCCGCUGACGGGCGAGACGGCCUGGGAGGACGUGCCCAGGGACGAGAACGAAGACGCGCUAGGGGACAUGCGUCCAGCACAGAGCCCAGUCUGCCCCGCAGGUCGGCGGCCUCCCACCCCGGAGGCUGACUACCCAGAGCCGCUGUCCAGUUAUCCUGAGGAAGACUAUCCCUCCGCGAUCUCCUGUGGGGAGCCCAGCCCCACGUCCCCGUUGUCCCCGCCCCCUGGCUGGUCUUGUCAUCUAGGCCCGGACCAGCAGACCUUCUACACCAACCACUUCACGGGAGAACAGUGGGUGCAGCUGGAGGACCAGCAUGGCAAGGUCUACUUCUACAAGCCACAGGACUCUUCUGUGCGGUGGGAGCUGCCCCAGGUCCCCAUCCCUGCCCCUCGAAGCAUCCGCAAAACCAGUCGGGAUGGCAGCACCCCAGCCCUGGCCAGCCCCCCAGAGGAAAAGAUGAAGACCCUGGACAAGGCAGGGGUACUGCAUUGCACCCGGACAGCAGACAAGGGGAAGCGGCUCCGGAAGAAGCACUGGAGCACUUCCUGGUCGGUCCUGGAGGGCAGUGUCCUGACCUUCUUCAAGGACUCCAAGACCUCAGCUGCAGGCGGCCUGAGGCAGCAGCCUUGCAAGCUCUCCACACCAGAGUACACAGUGGAGCUGAAAGGGGCCUCUCUUUCCUGGGCUCCCAAGGACAAAUCCAGCAAGAAGAAUGUGCUAGAGCUGCGGAGCCGAGAUGGCUCUGAGUACCUGAUUCAGCACGACUCAGAGGAUGUCAUCAGCGCCUGGCACAAGGCUAUCCUGCAGGGCAUCCAGGAACGGUCCGCAGAUCCAGCCCUGGAGGAGGACAGUGAAGCCAACAGCACAGACUUCCAGUCCAGCGAGAAGGAGGACUGCGCAGCCGCGCCUGCCCCAAGCCCUGGGACCCUGGAGAGUGACCUGAGCCGGGUGCGGCACAAGCUGCGGAGGUUCUUGCAGAGGCGGCCUACGCUGCAGUCACUACGCGAGCGUGGCUACAUCAGGGACCAGGUCUUCGGCUGUUCGCUGGCCACCCUUUGCGCGAGAGAGAAGAGCUCAGUACCACGCUUCGUGCAGCAAUGCGUGCGCGCUGUGGAGGCCCGGGGGCUAGACACUGACGGCCUGUACCGCAUCAGUGGGAACCUGGCCACCAUCCAGAAACUGCGCUACCACGUGGACCACGACGAGCGCCUAGACCUGGACGACGGACGCUGGGAUGAUGUCCAUGUGCUCACUGGUGCGCUCAAGCUCUUCCUGCGUGAGCUGCCUGAGCCACUCUUCCCCUUCUCGCACUUCCCCCUCUUCCUCGCAGCCAUCAAACUGCAGGACCCGGCCAAGCGUGCCCGCUGCAUUCGAGACCUGGUGUGCUCACUGCCCACCCCAAACCAUGACACCCUGCAGCUGCUGUUCCAGCACCUGCACCGGGUGGUGGAGCACGGAGAGCAGAACCGCAUGUCAGUGCAGAGCAUGGCCAUUGUGUUCGGGCCUACGCUGCUGCGGCCAGAGACAGAGGCCAGCAUUCCCAUGACUAUGGUGCUCCAGAACCAGGUGGUAGAGUUCAUCCUGCAGCAGUGCACAGACAUCUUCCCACCACACUAACCGACUGGCACCCAUCCUCAGUGCCGAUGGUACAGCGACCUGAAAUAGGUGCCUGUGUAGGCGACCACGCAGAAACAGACAGAUCUUGACAGGACCAUGUGACCUCCAGUCUAAGCCUCCUUGCCCCAACCAAAGAUCUGGCCUUCCUGUCUGCUGAUCCACAUCAGGAUCCCAUCCGCACUGUGCUGGGCAAGGGUUUUUCUUGCCCUUGUCCCCUGCCCCUGCCAUAAAGGGGGCCUUAUCCACACAGAGCCCUGAUACAGGAUGAAAACCUGCUUGCAAGGCCCCUCCCUCACCAGCGCACAGCCCUCGCCAGGGGACCCAGCCUCUCUGCGGCCCUUCCCAGCAGGGGCCAGAGAGCAGCCAGCCUGCUCUUCUGGAGGGAGUAGCACCUUCUCUGGCCCCAGCUGCCAAGAUACCUACUGGGACUCCCCUUGCCCUUGGGAGAGGUCUAGGGCACCCAGCCUCAGAGAAGAAGGAGUGCACCUGGGUCAGGAGGCCCGACCUGUCCCUUCUCAUGCACAAACCACCUCAGGCUGUGGAUCUUGUGGCCCCACCUCCCUGCUCAUGGCUCAGGGGACAAUAAUAGCUCGUUUGUAUUGAGCAUCCACACCAGGCCAGGCAUCCUGCCCCUGUUAUCCCUGUGUCUCUCAAAGUAGGUAUUGUGUUCUUGUGUGCCAGGAACAUACUUGUUGGCCCUGUAGAACCAGGGUCCAGGUAGAAGUACCAGUAGGGAUCUCUUUUCAUACAUCUAAGUAUUUAAAAGUUGUAAAUCAAGCUAAUAAUUGAAAUAAAAUAUGUUUUAUUCUUCUACUUCA
This is a messenger RNA of Cavia porcellus (domestic guinea pig), 4779 nucleotides long. It is a transcript of the gene Arhgap27, whose product is annotated as Rho GTPase activating protein 27. Gene Ontology annotation, molecular function: protein binding. The record is from RefSeq and is a predicted model, not a curated record. Gene Ontology annotation, cellular component: cytoplasm. NCBI's taxonomy places the organism in Eukaryota, Metazoa, Chordata, Mammalia, Rodentia, Caviidae. The coding region runs from base 1571 to 3961 and encodes 796 amino acids. Gene Ontology annotation, biological process: signal transduction; regulation of GTPase activity. The transcript is spliced from 18 exons.